Messenger RNA from Setaria italica (foxtail millet), 2399 nucleotides. Its product is annotated as receptor-like serine/threonine-protein kinase ALE2. The record is from RefSeq and is a predicted model, not a curated record. The transcript has 8 exons. The coding region runs from base 1 to 2187 and encodes 728 amino acids. Lineage: Eukaryota; Viridiplantae; Streptophyta; Magnoliopsida; Poales; Poaceae. Gene Ontology annotation, biological process: protein phosphorylation. Gene Ontology annotation, molecular function: protein kinase activity; ATP binding.
AUGCCGCCGCGGGCAGCGGCGCUGCUCUUCCUCCUCGUGGUCUCCGUACAAUUCGGAACAUCAAGUUCAACAAGUAUUGCGGCAUACUUAUUUGGAUUCUUGAGUAGAACCCAUCUGCAACACUUUCCUGCCCUAGCCCCAGGCCCAGCCCCUUCUCCUCAACCUCAAGGUCCCAUUAUUGCUCACCCAGUGCAUAGGCAUCACAGAAAAAGGCAUCAUGCUUCCCCACCACCUUCAUCGCCAUCAUCAGAAAGACAAGAUUGCAGUGGAACAACUUGUUCUGCUCCGCUUACGUCGACUCCAAUCGGUUCACCUUGUGGUUGUGUAUAUCCUAUGCAAAUUCAGCUUGACCUUGGUGUGGCACCAUAUCAGUUAUUUCCGAGAAUCGAUGAGUUAGAAAUUGAGGUUGCAGCAGGUACAUUCCUGAAACAGAGCCAAGUUCGGAUCAUGGGUGCUGGGAGUAGUCUUCAAGAUCCUGAAAAGACAACGGUAACCAUUGAUUUGGUGCCACUAGGUCAGAAGUUUGAUAGGACUUCAGCCUCACUGAUUAGCAACAGAUUUUUGCAAAAGAAGGUGCCAAUAAACUCAUCCAUUUUUGGCGACUAUGUUGCUACAUAUGUUCAUUAUCCAGGCCUUCCUUCUUUGGUACCUAUUCCUGGAUCCUUGGGUCCAGUAAGCAGCAACGAGGACCCUUUUGGUGCAAAUAUACACAAUAGAAGCCAUCAUAAGAUUAACUCUAAAAUGGUUGCAAUAAUUGCUCUAUCGGCUGUGGUUUUUGUUUUGAUGUGCUUCGCCAUUGGCAUCAUUUGGAGAUUUAAAGUAUUAAAAAAUUCUCAUGCUACUGGCCCUAUUUCAAGUUCGUCCAUCACCAGAAAAGGAGGUAUGCGAUCAUCGUUCUCUGGUACGAGCAGCUCGACAGCAUCAUUUGCUUCAACGAUAGGAACUUGCCCAUCCACUGUUAAGACAUUUACAAUAACCGAACUUGAGAAGGCCACAGAAAACUUCAGCUUCAGUAAAAUAAUAGGUGAAGGGGGUUAUGGGCGCGUUUAUCGUGGUAUAAUUGAAGAUGGUGUUGAGGUUGCUGUCAAAUUGCUCACAAGGAAACAUCAGAACAGGGAUCGCGAGUUCAUUGCGGAGGUUGAGAUGCUAAGCCGUUUGCAUCACCGCAAUCUUGUCAAGCUGAUUGGUAUAUGCAUUGAACGGAGCACGAGAUGCUUGGUAUUUGAGCUUGUUCCAAAUGGAAGCGUUGAAUCUCAUCUACAUGGCUCAGAUAAAAUCUAUGGUCCGCUUGAUUUUGACACUAGAAUGAAAAUAGCCCUCGGUGCGGCACGGGGACUAGCCUAUCUGCAUGAGGAUGCCAAUCCCCAUGUCAUUCACCGGGAUUUCAAGGCUAGCAAUGUUCUGUUGGAAAACGAUUUCACUCCCAAGGUUGCUGAUUUUGGGCUGGCAAAGGAAGCAUCAGAUGGGAUGGAUCAUAUUUCUACUCAGGUCAUGGGGACUUUCGGGUAUGUUGCCCCAGAGUAUGCGAUGACGGGGCAUCUACUUGUCAAGAGCGACGUCUAUAGCUAUGGUGUGGUGCUCCUCGAGCUGCUGUCAGGCCGGAAGCCCGUGGACAUGACCCAGCCACCGGGGUCCGAGAACCUGGUCACCUGGGCGCGUCCACUCCUCACCACCCGAGAAGGCCUUCAGCGGCUGGUGGACCCGUCGCUACCGGCGGGCUACGACUUCGAGAAGCUGGCCAAGGCGGCGGCCAUCGCGUCCAUGUGCGUGCACAUCGAGGCAUCGCAGCGCCCGUUCAUGGGCGAGGUCGUGCAGGCGCUGAAGCUGAUCCACAGCUGCGGCGGCGCAGCCGGCGAUGAGACCUGCAGCGGCUCCUUCGGCGGCGGCGCGACGGAGGAGUCCCCCUGGAACGACGGCAGCCGGAGCACGUGGAACGACGGUCCCGCCACGCCGGGUCCGGCGUUAGCCCUGGGCUACGGCUCGGACCCCGCCGGCGCCGCGGACGACGAGCGGAGGCCGCGGUCGGCGUCGAGCGCCGUGCUGGACAAGAUCGAGUCCCUGGCGAUGUACGACUGGUCCGGCCCGCUGCGCUCCAAAGGGAGGCUCAGCUUCUACAGGCUGAGGGGGAGCAUGAGCGAGCACGGCCGGCCCUCGGACGACGGCAGCGUGGAAGGCUACUUGAUGUAAGCCGGCUGGCCGGCGACGGCGACCGUCCGCAGAUUGGCGCGGCGGGCGCGCCUUCGCGUUUCUUGUCUCGAUCUAGAAUUGUAUAGCUCCUGCUUGACGAGAUUUUGGUGCCUGUUGCGAAGAACACACCGUUCUGAUCCUCUAAUGUAGUCGAUGCAUUUUGGCCCGGAAUAGACGAGCGAGAACUGGAGGCUGUCAGAGUUGCCAACCCA